AUUAUACAUUAUUGUUUAUGCUUCAUUACUUUGUUUUAAACAAUUUGCUGAUACUGCAGGAAGAGAAAAGUACCAUACGUGAAUUGUCAGAGUUAUCAUUUGGAGGUUCACUUGGAGAACAUAACCGUCAUCUAAGUUUUGUGAACAAGCUUCGUGAGCAUUGGCAUAAAGGUCAGAAUGCCAUUGUUGUAGAUGACCAUGCAGAGCAGGAGCAGGCUGUGAAGGUGAUCUUGUUUAUAUUAUCCUUGCAUCUUGAUGUACAGAAGCCAUUUUUGGUCAUCUCAACUUCCACUGCUCUUUCUGUCUGGGAAGCUGAGUUUUUGCAUUUGGCACCAUCUGCCAACAUUGUAGUUUAUUAUGGGAACAGAGAUGUCCGAAGUAGCAUCAGAUCAUUGGAGUUCUACAAUGAAGGUGGUGGGAUAAUGUUUAGUGUAUUAUUAUCAUCUGCAGAUGUGGUUGUUGAGGAUUUACAAGUGUUAGAAUGCAUAGAAUGGGAAGCAAUAAUAAUUGACAAGUGCCAACGUUCUAAAAUGUCAAAGCAUUUUGAACAAAUUAGGAUGCUAGCUGCCAAUAUGAGGCUUCUUCUCAUCGGUGGUCAAAUCAAGGAUUGUCAGAGUGAUUAUCUCAAUUUGCUUUCCCUCCUUGAUUCUGGCUUUCAUGGGUUAAACAGUGAUAAUAUGGUGAUUGACUCUAGUACUGAUAUUUCCCUAUUAAAGGAAAGAGUAGCACAGUACAUUGCAUCUGAAUGCAAGUCAGGCUCUCCUAGAUUUGUAGAGUACUGGGUCCCUGUCCAGCUUUCCAAUGUGCAACUUGAGCAGUAUUGUGCUUCUCUGCUCUCAAACUCGAUGUUUCUUUCUUCAUGUUUGAAGAGUGAGCCAGCUGAUGUGCUUCGUGACAUUAUCAUUUCAGCUAGAAAGUGCUGUGACCAUCCCAAUCUUCUGGAUCAGUCUUUGCAAAGCUUUGUCACAAAUAUAGAAGAGAAUCUGGAUGUUGGAAUAAAAGCAAGCGGAAAAUUAAAAGCUCUUGAUAAAAUCCUUUUGGAGAUUAGAAAUCGGGGUCUCAGAGUUUUGAUCCUAUUCCAGUCAAUUGGAGGUUCAGGACGGUAUUCUAUUGGAGACAUUCUGGAUGACUUUGUCUAUCAAAGAUUUGGUGGGGACUCAUAUGUACGUAUAGAUGGUAGAGGGUAUGCCCAUUCAAAGAAGCAAGCUGCUCUAAACAUGUUUAAUGACAAAGAGAAUGGAAAAUUUGUGUUCUUGAUUGAAAAUCGUGCUUGUCUCCCAAGCAUUAAACUUUCAUCAGUGGACACUGUUAUACUAUUUGGCAGUGAUUGGGACCCACAGAAUGAUUUAAGGGCGCUACAUAGGAUCUCUAUCAGUUCACAGUUUGAACAGUUAAAAGUAUUCCGUUUAUAUUCAUCAUGUACAGUGGAAGAAAAAAUUUUGAUACUUGCGAAGGAGGGUAUGGCUCUUGAUAGCAAUAUACACUCAAUAAGCUCGCAUACUUGUCAUUCACUGCUAAAUUGGGGUGCUCCCUAUCUAUUCAAUAAGCUUGAUGACUUCCAUGGUUGUAAUUCCUCAGACUCAGGUUCAAACAUGUCAUCUGAACAGUCACUUUUAGAUGAUGUACUCCGUGAGUUGUCAACCCAAUUGCCUAACAGUGGUGACAACAGUGACCCGAGUAACUACUCAAUUAUUUUAAAAAUACAGGAGGGUGGAGUGUAUGCCAGAAAUCUUUCAUUACUUGGUGAGAGGAAAAUGCAGUUUGUGGACAAUGAAUCGCCUUCUAUUUUCUGGAAAAAUCUGCUUAAAGGAAGGAGUCCGCAGUGGAAAUUUUUGUCUAGGCCAUCCAAGAGGAUCCGAAGAAAAGUUCAAUAUCUUCAUGACUCACCAAAAGAAUCUGAAUUUGAAAAUGUUGUUGUCACUAAGAAGAGCAGGAAAAUGUUCAACAACACAGUUGAUACUGUAAAAUCCAACUCAAGAUUGAAGGACAAAAGAAAAUUAGUUACAAAAAAAAAUACAGUCAAAUUAGCUGAGAACAUGGGUGGCAUAAAUCAGGACAAUGAUUCUCCAACUGAACAUCCUGUGGCUAGUAAUGUUGCAAGAGAACCUGAAAUUGACAUGGUUGAAUCCAGGAAACAAGAAAUUCAGACUGAUGUGUGGAAGACUACUCAAUUCUUGCCAAAGCUGGAGAUGUCAAAACUUUGUGAAAUUCUACUGCUUCCAGAGAAUAUCAAGGACACUGCUCUAAGGUUUCUAAAGUACAUGAAGAAAAAAUUUGAUGUUAGCUGGAAAGAAAUUUCUACCUUACAGGCCUAUCAGAUAUCACUGGUUAGAUGCAAGCUUCAUACUUAUGCUACUUUUCACCAUCUAGUGCCUAAAUGUUUCUUCACAACUUUAAAUGAAUCAUUGAUUGGUCUUAAUGAGAAAUACAAAAAAUAUGAUUGCAGAAUUUAAUUUCUUUGGUUUAAUCAUCAUUUUAAUUGUUUGUGCCACCGCUAUGUCAUAUAUGACACAUGAUGUGGUUCUUUAACCGAACAGAGAAAAAAUUAACCUAAUCUUAAUCUUCUUGGACAUCAAUAGUGAAUCUAGAAUGAUUGUCAUGCAUUCAUCCAGCAAGCGUGCAUUUAUUUUUAAAAAAGAAAGAAAUAAGAGAAUGAUUGUCGUGCACUUCCAGAAACCUAAUAAUAUUGGAAAAACCAAAACGGAUGCAACAACAAAAAUUGAAAGGGUAUAAAAUAAAAAGAUAGAUAAUUUAGAAGUUAGCACCUAAACUUUGCUUGUAGUAUGAUGCUGGUGGAAAGCAACAAGAAACAGAAAACAUCCAUCUCAAGAAAAUAACCCUUGAAUCCGCGAGGAGAAUUUCCUGGAAUCAACCAAAAAGAAUAUGAGAAAAUCUCUCUGAAAUUGUAUUAAGCAAAUUCUAAUUUGCCGAGGAGGCUACAACCACAAUAUUAAUAGUAAAGAAAUCUUAGGGAGGCUAGGAGACCCUUGGGAAAGCCACAGGAAACAAAACAUGUCUGUCUCAAUAAACUAACCCUUAAAUCCACAAAGGGUUCCUUGAAUCUACAAGAAUAAAUUCUUGAAACCCACCAAAAAGAAAA
Molecule: messenger RNA, 3100 nt
Organism: Quercus lobata
Lineage: Eukaryota; Viridiplantae; Streptophyta; Magnoliopsida; Fagales; Fagaceae
Product: helicase protein MOM1-like
Exons: 8
Biological process (GO): chromatin remodeling
Cellular component (GO): chromatin; nucleus
Molecular function (GO): DNA binding; ATP binding; histone binding
Source: RefSeq, a predicted model, not a curated record